Molecule: messenger RNA, 1323 nt
Organism: Rotaria sp. Silwood2
Lineage: Eukaryota; Metazoa; Rotifera; Eurotatoria; Philodinida; Philodinidae
Source: the annotation of a GenBank genome assembly
AUGGUGUCUUCACUGCGUUCUGUCAUAAUUAAAGCUUACUGGCGUUUAUUACCGCUUCUAAUUCUAUCAUUUAUCAUUGCUUAUGUUGACCGAAAUAAUGUUUCAUUGGCUAAACUUAAAAUGAUCAAUGAUUUGCCUUCAUUUCAACAUCGAACAGAAACUAUAUUUGCUCUCGGUCAGGCAGCAUUUUUUAUUGGCUAUUUACUUCUCGAAAUUCCUGGUACAUUAUUAGUUGAAAGAUGGAGUGCGCGCAAAUGGAUAUGUCGUAUCAUGAUUACUUGGGGUAUUUUAGCUUCAUUAACAGCAAUCGUUACGCAGCCGUGGCAUUUUUAUUUACUUCGUUUUUUUCUUGGUCUUGCCGAAGCUGGCUUCUUUCCAGGUGUUAUCGUCUAUUUAACUCAUUGGUUUCCAGCACAAGCAAGAGCUCGAGCAAUUUCUCUAUUUCUUAUUGCUACUCCAAUUGCUCAGUUCAUCAGUCCGAAAAUAUCUUAUUAUAUUCUUCGUAUGGAUACCAUCGAAAAUGGUAUCUACUAUACAACAUUCUUUAAACUUAAAGGGUGUCGAGUACUGGAAACAGAAUUAGCUCUUGAUUUAGCACAUCGACAAAUCGCUGGUGGUCAUAUAACAUUACUACAAGCUUUACAUCAUAAUAAAGUACUUCUUCUUGCCAUUGCUUAUUUUUUUAUUGUAACAGGUAAUUAUGGUGUGGAAAUUUUCUUACCAACAAUUCUUCGCGAUUGGUAUCAUCCAAGUGAUGGUAUUCUUACAUGGCUAUUAAUGAUUCCACCAUUUGGUGCUCUUAUUGGAAUGUUAGUAAUUGGAUUUAGUUCAGAUAGAACUAAAGAACGACGUUUUCAUGCUGCUAUGCCUAUUCUUAUCGGUGCAAUUGGACUUGGUUUAACAUUAAUUCAACAGCAACCGCUAUUUACAAUGAUUAUUCUUUUUACAAUAACAUCCAUUGGUACUAAAGCUUAUUUACCAGCAUUUUGGUCACUACCAAGUUUGUUUUUAAGUGAAUCAGCCGCUGCUGGUUCUAUUGGUCUCAUUAAUUCAAUUGGUAAUAUUGGUGGUGGUGUUGGACCUAUUCUUUUAGGCGUCUUCAAAGAUCGUACUGGAUCAUUUUUUCUUGGUAUUCUCUUUUUAUCUAUAUCGAUGUCUUUGGCAUCGAUAAUUAUUAUGGCUCUUCGUUUCGAUCGACGUCAUCAACAAGAACUUGAUAAAAACACACAACAACUAACUAUGUCAAACACAAACGAUGAGUUGAUUAUCAGUACAGGAGAAGCAGAAGAAAGUACGACACUCAAAGAAUCUCUAGUUUUGUAG